Messenger RNA from Theobroma umbraticum, 2606 nucleotides. RefSeq names its product Phototropic-responsive NPH3 family protein (gene NPH3). NCBI's taxonomy places the organism in Eukaryota, Viridiplantae, Streptophyta, Magnoliopsida, Malvales, Malvaceae. The record is from RefSeq and is a predicted model, not a curated record. Gene Ontology annotation, molecular function: protein binding.
GAGAGAUAUGCAAAACCGAAAUGAUCCAAAAACAGUAAGAUACUAUACUGCCCAUUACUUCACAGCCUGUAAGAAGCCUUGAUAAUCCGUGAGAAAGCCGACAAUUCAAGAUAAUUCCAAGCAUCCCAUGUGGGAUUCUUCCUUUUCUUUCUCAUAUCAGCUCCUUCUUUGUUGUAUCACAACUUAGUUGUUCGGCUCUUGCUCUGCUUUGUUUUCCCUCUUCUCCUUCUCUCCCUGCUGUAACGGCUACUUUUCCCUGAGAAAGAAACCCUGUUCGACUUUCUCUUCGCCUCAGCAUGUGGGAAUCAGAGAAUGAAUCCGUUAGAGGGAGGGACUACGCGAAUGGAGUCCUUAGUUCCGGUAAACAUGGCGUCAAGACUGAUGGGUUCGAGCUGAGGGGCAAGUCCUGGUACGUUGCUACUGACAUUCCCAGUGACCUUCAAGUUCAAGUUGGAGAUGUCAAUUUUCAUUUGCACAAGUAUCCCCUGCUUUCCCGAAGUGGAAAGAUGAAUAGGCUUAUAUAUGAGUCACCCGACCUAGACCUGAACAAAAUUGCUUUGGAAGAUCUUCCUGGAGGACCUGAGGCGUUUGAGCUAGCAGCAAAAUUCUGCUAUGGUAUUGCAGUAGACUUAACAGCAGGGAAUAUCUCUGGUCUGAGAUGUGCUGCGGAGUACCUUGAGAUGACAGAGGACUUGGAAGAGGGCAAUCUUAUAUUCAAAACUGAAGCAUUUCUCAGCUAUGUGGUCCUAUCCUCCUGGAGAGACUCCAUACUUGUACUGAAAAGUUGUGAAAAGCUCUCACCAUGGGCAGAAAACCUUCAAAUUGUGCGAAGAUGCAGUGAGUCAAUAGCUUGGAAGGCUUGUGCCAAUCCAAAAGGAAUCAAAUGGGCAUAUACUGGGAGACCCACUAAAGUUUCUAGCCCCAAAUGGAAUGAUUUGAAAGAUUCAAGCCCCAGCAGAAACCAGCCUGUUCCUCCUGAUUGGUGGUUUGAAGAUGUUUCAAUCCUCAGGAUUGAUCAUUUUGUAAGGGUUAUUACCGCAAUCAAGGUCAAAGGAAUGAGAUUUGAAUUGAUUGGAGCUUCAAUAAUGCAUUAUGCAGCCAAAUGGCUUCCGGGUUUGAUAAAAGAUGGUCAAGGGCAAGGAGAUGAUAUGAGCAUCAGCAGCAAUAGUAAUAGCAGUGGCAGCAGUAGCUGGAAAGGUGGACUGCAUAUGAUUGUAGCAGGAACUAAAGAUGACACUCCAUCCAUUCAGUCCAAAGAUCAACGGAUGAUUAUUGAAAGUCUCAUUAGCAUAAUUCCACCGCAGAAAGAUAGCGUCUCGUGCAGUUUUCUUCUUCGGCUUUUGAGGAUGGCAAACAUGUUGAAAGUGGCACCUGCCUUGGUAACUGAAUUGGAGAAGCGGGUGGGAAUGCAGUUUGAACAGGCUACACUGGCUGAUCUUCUCAUUCCCUCUUACAACAAAAGUGAGACUUUGUAUGAUGUGGACCUUGUUCAGAGACUCUUGGAGCAUUUCAUUGUUCAAGAGCAGACAGAAAGUUCGAGUCCAAGUAGACAGUCCUUUACUGACAAACACAUGUACGAAGGAGCACAAAGGGGAAAUAAUCCAAAUGCCAAGAUGAGAGUAGCCAGGCUAGUCGAUAGUUAUCUUACAGAAGUUUCCAGAGAUAGAAACCUGUCUCUGACAAAGUUUCAGGUAUUGGCAGAAGCUUUGCCUGAGUCUGCAAGGACCUGUGAUGAUGGACUUUAUCGAGCAAUUGAUUCCUAUCUUAAGGCCCAUCCAACACUCUCUGAGCAUGAAAGGAAGCGACUCUGCCGUGUCAUGGACUGCCAAAAGCUGUCCAUUGAUGCCUGCAUGCAUGCUGCUCAAAAUGAAAGGCUCCCACUGCGAGUUGUGGUGCAGGUGCUCUUCUCGGAACAAGUGAAGAUAAGCAAUGCAUUGGCCAACACCACCCUCAAAGAUCCUGCAGAAACUCAGUACCAGCCCUUGAUCCCAAACCGUAAGACAUUACUAGAAGGGACGCCACAAUCAUUCCAAGAAGGAUGGGUUGCUGCUAAGAAGGAUAUUAACACACUCAAAUUCGAGCUUGAGAGCGUGAAGACUAAGUACCUUGAGCUCCAAAACGACAUGGAGAACUUGCAACGGCACUUUGAUAAGAUGUCAAAGCAGAAACAGACAUCCGCAUGGACCAGUGGAUGGAAGAAACUUAGCAAACUCACUAAGAUGACAACCACGGAAAACCAGGACAUCGGACCUCAAAUCUCAACCACGGCAGAACAAACUAGAAAGGCACCUAGAAGAUGGAGAAAUUCAAUUUCGUAAAAGGUAAAAGGGUUCGAGGAAAACUGAAACACAAACCAAAAAAACAAAAAGAAGAAGAAUGCCCUAGAAUUGAUGAAACAAAGGGAUGCCUUACCCCUACGUUUGCAUCCUAUGCUGCUGCCUUUUUCUCUUUUCUUUUUCUUUCCUUCAAAUUCUUCUCACUCUCUUGUCUAAAAUUUUUGAGGAAGUGCAGUGUUCUUGUUUACAGUAAUUACCUUGAAAAAGUUUUUUUUUAAAAAAAAACCUACCAUGAAACAAAAGUAAAUUUGUCAUUCACAUUUUUUUUUC